This is a messenger RNA of Moesziomyces antarcticus, 1584 nucleotides long. RefSeq names its product inositol polyphosphate phosphatase. The transcript has 2 exons. Gene Ontology annotation, molecular function: phosphatidylinositol-4,5-bisphosphate 5-phosphatase activity. The record is from RefSeq and is a predicted model, not a curated record. Bases 1 to 1584 code for a protein of 527 amino acids. NCBI's taxonomy places the organism in Eukaryota, Fungi, Basidiomycota, Ustilaginomycetes, Ustilaginales, Ustilaginaceae. Gene Ontology annotation, biological process: phosphatidylinositol dephosphorylation.
AUGAGCGGAUCCGGGCUGCGCGUGCAGAUCGCCUCCUACAACGCCAACCUGCAAGGCGCAGAGACCACGCGACACGACCUCACUCCCUGGCUGAUCCCCGCAGCGGAGCAGAGGCCCGUGCAGCCCGUCUCGUCAAAACCCGUCACCAACGCCAACGUGCUCGAGGCAGCUGCGUACAAGUCGAGCAAUGCCAAGACGCCGUCUACGCAUCCAUCGCUGCCGCGCGAGGCACCCGACUUCUACGCCGUAGGCUUCCAAGAGCUCAUCCCGCUCCACACCGGCUUUGCAGCGUCAGGCCACGCAUCGUACGCUAGCCUCGAGGAGGGCGGAGGACCGGAGGGCUACCCGCUGCUCUGCAGGGUCGACCUGGUGGGCAUCGCGCUCUUCGUCUACGCCCGAGAGCGAGCGGCGUUCUCGGUGUCCAAGGCAGCCGCCACGAGCGCGCGCGGUGCAGCGCAUCGCGUCAAGGAGAUCCGCGCCGCCAAAGUCGGCACCGGUCUGGCGGGUGUCAUGGGCAACAAGGGUGGCGUCGGCGUGCGCAUCGUUGUAGCCGCUGCCGACGGCAAGGGCCCAGACGAGGUGCUCACCUUUGUGAGCGCGCAUCUGGCUGCGCACGAUCACAACGUCCUGCGCCGCAACAAGGACUGGCAGCAGAUCGUCCAGCGCAUGGUGUUCGAGCCGACGUCGGUACAGAAGCUUCCCAUCCUGCAGGAGCAAAGCUCCAAGCCGCUCAAUCCCAACGACAUGGACGCACUCAAGCAGCAGCACGAGAAAGAGACGCAGUCCGACAAGCGCGCAAAGAAGACCGCUCCGCUGGACGACAAGAGCUACACGGUGUACGACACGACGCAUCUGUUUGUGUUUGGCGAUCUCAACCACCGCAUUGCGCUGGGCAAGAGCGAGCUGGAGCGCGCGCGCAAAGGCGACGAAAAGGCCGGCGCCACCUCGGAGCUGACGAAAGAGUCGCUCUUCAAGGCGCUCGAAGCGGGCGACUGGUCUACACUGUCGGAGUACGACCAGCUGAGCUACCAGCGUCUGUCGCAGCCACCCAAGGCGUUCCACGGUCUCACCGAGCUGCCCAUGGCACAAGCUGGCGUUCCACCGACUUACAAGUACGUCGUUUCGCGGCCGGGCAAGCAGACCAAGAAGAAGAACGCCGGCAUCACGUCGGAUGCGCUGGAGGGCCAUACGCUCAACAAGAAGCGCGUGCCCGGCUGGACCGAUCGCAUCCUGUGGGCAUCUGCGACCGCGCGAGACCAGAAUGCGCAGCACGGCGUAGAGGUCGAGUUCUACCGCAGCAUCAUGCAGUACACCCACUCGGACCACAAACCCAUCACCACCCUGCUCCGUCUGCCACCGCCCGGCUCAUCGCCACAACUGCUCUCGUCGUUCAACCCAUACGAGACGCUUCCAUCGACUCAGCGAUUGCUGCUCUCCACCAGCGGUGUGGUGCUCGACAGACUCGUGGGCUACAUCUGGAGCCUUCUCCUCCUCACCGGCGGCGGCAGCUUGGCUGGUGGUCUGCUCGAGGUGUUUAUCAUCGGUGCGAUUACAGCGUGGUGGUUCUACCAGCCCAGGGCAUGA